AUGCAAGUGCUUAACUUGAUGAGAGAAUUUGAACUUCAAAGUAUGAAAGCGUCUAACACAAUCAAGGAGUACUCAGAAAAAUUGUUAGGUAUUGCCAACAAGAUAAAAUUAUUGGGAAGUAAUUUUGCAGAUUCCAGAAUUGUUGAGAAAAUUUUGGUGAAGGUACCAGAAAGGUAUGAAGCAACUAUUGCUUCUUUGGAAAAUACAAAGGAUAUUUCUAAAAUCACUCUUGUUGAAGUGAUACAUGCCUUCGAGGCCCAAGAACAACGAAGAUUGAUGAGGGAAGGUUAUGCUACUGAAGGUGCUCUUCUUGCUAAGAGCCAACAAGCAAAAAACUACAAGAAGAAUCGUCCAGCCAACAAUCAGAGCAGUGCAAAUAAUUACAACAAAGGAAAGGGUGAAAAUAAAAAUGGGUUACCCUCCAUUCAGAUGUUGGAGGAGAAUAGAUGCCAAAUGCAUAAAGUGCAAUCAAAUUGGACAUGA
This is a messenger RNA of Vigna radiata var. radiata (mung bean), 483 nucleotides long. RefSeq lists its product as uncharacterized. The record is from RefSeq and is a predicted model, not a curated record. The transcript has a single exon. Bases 1 to 483 code for a protein of 160 amino acids. Lineage: Eukaryota; Viridiplantae; Streptophyta; Magnoliopsida; Fabales; Fabaceae.